AAAGAAGGAAGGAAAAACCUGGAAGACUUUGCCGUAUCACAUAAGCUGAAAUGGAAGUUCAACACGCCCGCAAGCCCCCAUCAAGGAGGAUUUUUCGAGAGCAUGGUGAAGUUGACGAAAUCCGCACUGAAGGCCAUCGUUGGUCAACAAACGUUGUCAUGGAACGACAUGGCGACAGUGUUUGCAGAGGUAGAAUGCUUGAUUAAUUCCCGACCUCUUGGAUAUCCAUCCAAUGAUGCCAACGACUUGCAGCCGCUGACACCAAACCACCUCAUCUUAGGACGUGCCACAUCAGAGACACCACAAGGUCCAUUCCAAGAAUAUGUUCAGUCAUUAAUCCAGCAGUUUUGGCAACGGUUUCAACGGGAGUAUCUGCAGAGUUUGAUGCGCCGAACAAAGUGGAGGCAAAAGAAGAGACAGCCAAAGGUCAAUGACAUCGUAAUGUUGGUAGACGACAAUCUCCCACGCGGGAGGUGGAACAUGGCACGUAUCGUCGAGGUUAUGCCGGGACAAGACGGUGUGGUAAGAAACGUAAUCGUGAAGACGAAGACGGGAACUUAUAAACGUGUGAUAUGGUAUAAUUGCCUGAUGCCUAGGCUUGUCAGCCAAUUCUUCACCCAAAGAUCCCUUCAGACAGAAGACGAGCUUCUUAAUUGCAGUGAGAUGGAUUGGCAAUGUGUAACUAGGACGGACAGAUUCUCUUUGGCGAUAUUUGACGUAACUAUAACCGUCCCAACACCCGCACCAUGAUGCUCCAAUUAUAGCCUAAAUUUUCACAUAUAAGGUAUUGUACACACAUUUUUUUACAAUUAAAAAUUUUUAUUGACGACUGUUUAAUGCUUAUUAAAUACACUCCAUAUGCAUGAUAGAAAUUUUCGCAGUUUUUAUUAUUUUCCACAAUUUGGUGCAAAAAA
Molecule: messenger RNA, 914 nt
Organism: Dendronephthya gigantea
Lineage: Eukaryota; Metazoa; Cnidaria; Anthozoa; Malacalcyonacea; Nephtheidae
Exons: 3
Coding region: 103-750 (215 amino acids)
Source: RefSeq, a predicted model, not a curated record